Perkinsus marinus ATCC 50983 is the source of this 1770-nucleotide messenger RNA. RefSeq lists its product as hypothetical. The coding region runs from base 1 to 1770 and encodes 589 amino acids. The transcript is spliced from 17 exons. Lineage: Eukaryota; Perkinsozoa; Perkinsida; Perkinsidae. The record is from RefSeq and is a predicted model, not a curated record.
AUGGGUAUCGAAGCUCUUCUCUCGGUCUCAUUGACCAUGCCGUUUCGUCGUCUCAUCUCGCGUCGUUCUACCUUUCUCACGGGGAGAGUGUCCCCCUUUCAUUUUUACAGAAGGUUUUGCUCUGUAGCUGCAGUAGCACAGGAAGCAUCUGAAUCACAGGCUGCUCCAGCUAGCGCUGUCAAAGCUCCGCGACUCCCCACCGAUGCAGACACCAUUCAAUAUGCCAAGCUCAAGAUGAAACAGAUGCAGGAGGCUGGCAACACUAAGUAUAUUCCAUCGAGUUUUCCGGCAGAUCCGACGGACGCCGACUAUCUAUCAUGGUACAAAUCUUUCAAAAAGAUCAAGUCUGCCGAGAAGAAACGGAGGGCAACGAGACUUCUGCGACUCUCCCGUUCUAUAUUCCGACAGCUUGCUACCAAAGCCUUAGAUGUUGACGCUAUUUCGGAAAAGUGUCCCGAAUUGGGUGAACUGUUGAAGAACCCUCCCUCCAUAGCCGGGGACAAAGAUACUUCGUCGGCCCGGCAUUGGGCCUCGCAAAUUGAGAAAUUACUGGCUGAGAAGGCUUCCUUGUUAGAGGAGCUCGAAUUCUCUCUGUCACCGAAAGGCUCAAGGGAGUUGAUCUCGCUCAAGAGCGUCUCCUCCUUCAAGAGCCUUAUUACCUGCGGUGCCUUCGAUAACGUUGAGAAAACGCCUGUUGUUACGGAAGGCGACAGGAUCGUCCACACGCUGGUUCCCGAGCUGAAGGCUGAUGAAUCCCGGUAUUUCAGUAUUACUCUCAACGAGGCAGACUCUUUGGAGUCCUGGCUGGUGAAACAUGGCGCGGAAAAUGUCCCAUCAAAAAAGUUCUCCGUGAGUAGCAGUGUGCGUAAUAGUAUUUCUAAUGGACUCAAGAACGGUCUCCUCGAGUCCCCCAAACCAUCCAUCAUGAGACUGGCUCACUUCGCCAUUGAAGAUGCAGAUACCAGCGAGAGUCUCGCUGUUCUGGUAUCUGAGUUGAAGCAGAGUCCUGAGCGCCUAGAUCAGCUGACCCCGGCGGAGGUUGUGCUCUUGAAGCGACGGAUAGCUAUCAACAGGAUCAAACGAGUGGAUAACGUUAAAGAUGCUAGGAGCUCGAAAGGCGUGUCGAAGAAGAAGGCCAAAAAGAGUUAUGGAGCUAUAAUUAAGUACGGUUUUCUCGAUCGCCCGCGUGAAGAUUUAAUAAAAGACAAGAACCUGUUGGAGACCCCAGAGACUGUGGCCAAGGUCGAGAAGGUUGUGGAGGAGUUGAAGGUUGACCCGGAACGGUAUAAGACUCUCACGCCUGAGGAGACGAAGCUACUCACAGACCGCAUAGAAGUGAACAAGAAUACUUCGGGUGUUGUCAAGAGGAUAAGAGAUUACCUCACGACUAUCCGAGGCCAAGAGUCUACUGCCAGCUUAUCUGAUGCUCAGCUUCUUGACAUGAGGGCGGAGUUCGAGGCCACCGAGCAGUACCGUAAUCGGAUCAAGGAAAUAAAAUUACAGCAAUCGCAGGCAAAGCGCCAAACCCGUGUGGAUAACCUAACCCAGAAGGCAAUGACGGUCGCCAAGCAGAUGUUUUCUCGAGGGAGGUUAGAUUUCGAUCCAUCGAGUAAAUCUGAGGAUGAGGUGCUUCAAUGGUAUCGAGAUAGUGUUGCGGCGAAGAUAGCGAAGAAGAAAGAGGAGGCUGCCGCCUAUCGUGCGAAGAAGCAAGUAUACUUCUGGGAGAAAGCUCGAACAGAGACCGCUGCGGCGGGCCUUAAUUGCGCUUAG